Molecule: messenger RNA, 493 nt
Organism: Trametes versicolor FP-101664 SS1
Lineage: Eukaryota; Fungi; Basidiomycota; Agaricomycetes; Polyporales; Polyporaceae
Exons: 1
Source: RefSeq, a predicted model, not a curated record
AAACGCACGUCGUCCCCGCCACGACACCCAGCCCCGCGUCCCAGCCCCAUGUACGACAUCCUCAGGGCCACCCAUCCGCGUCGCGCGGACGCCAGCAACGCACGACCCCGCCGGCUGCUCGGCCAGGCCCACAUCCAUGCCGCGCAUCUCGCGCCCCACCGGCGGCCUCGCGGGCCUCCCAAUUGCGACACCGCGCUCCCAUGCACCCGGGCGCAUGCGCGUGCGGCGUCGCGCCGCGAUCCGGCGAGGUCGAAAUCGCGCUGUUUCGGCCGGUUUCAUGGGCGAAACCCGUCGGGAGGCGGAAUAUCGCGCGUCCCGCGGCGCUCCCGUUCUCUGGCGCCGCGUAACUUGGCAGGGACGACCUAUGGAACCACCAGUACCACGCCCCGUCGUUUCUGAACGCGUCGGGAGGGUUUGAAAUUUGGACGGACGGCGGGAGGCCGGACAUCAUCGCGCGGCGGACCUGUGGAUCCGAGGCAGAAGCGGCGCGCGG